Messenger RNA from Rhododendron vialii, 2713 nucleotides. Its product is annotated as probable 3-deoxy-D-manno-octulosonic acid transferase, mitochondrial. Gene Ontology annotation, molecular function: transferase activity. Gene Ontology annotation, cellular component: plasma membrane. Bases 145 to 1473 code for a protein of 442 amino acids. Gene Ontology annotation, biological process: lipid A biosynthetic process. Lineage: Eukaryota; Viridiplantae; Streptophyta; Magnoliopsida; Ericales; Ericaceae. The transcript is spliced from 15 exons. The record is from RefSeq and is a predicted model, not a curated record.
ACAAAGAUCCCAAAAUCCUUCACAAAUCUUUCCGAAGUGUUUGUUUAUGACCGUUAGAGAGAAAACGCUCUCUCUUUCCACACACAAAAUCCUCUCUCUCUCUCUCUCUCUCUCUCUCCACACAAAGACUGCAGUUGGGCGAAAAUGGCGAGGGAGAGAGGGAAGCUGGUGUAUAUGGUGUACAGAGCGUUGAGCUACGGUCUAUCGCCGAUGGUGCACCUUCACGUACGGUGGCGCAGGGUCCGAGGCCUGGAACACCCUCUCCGUUGGCCCGAGCGCCUCGGCCGUCCUUCUCUCCCUCGCCCCGCCGGCCCUCUCAUCUGGUUCCACGCCGUCUCCCUAGGUGAAGGAAUCGCUGCAAUUCCAGUGAUAAAAUGCUGCAUAGAGAGGAGGCCAGAUAUAAAUAUCUUGAUGACAACAACGACUCUAUCUGCAUUUACAGUAAUAGAGAAUCAGCUUCCAAGUGGUGUCAUAUAUCAGUUUGCCCCACUUGACAUACCUGCUUCUGUGGAUACUUUUCUUGGCCAUUGGAAGCCAAAUGCUAUCAUGCUAAUGGAGAGUGAACUUUGGCCAAAUCUAAUCAUUGGUGCCUCCAAAAGUGGUAUUGCAUUAGUGUUGUUAAAUGCUCGGAUGUCAGCGAAAUCCUUCAACAGUUGGUCUGGACCUCUACUUCUUCCACUGGCUUCAUUAAUGCUGUCAAAAUUUUCCUUGAUUUCCCCAUUGAGCACUAUGCAGGCUCUCCGUUUUCAGCUUCUGCAAGCUCCCCCAUUUAUCAUUAACUUCUCCGGUGACUUAAAAUAUGCAACUGAAACAUUUGACUUGUCCGACGUGGACAAGAGAAGCAUUGAAGAUCUAAGGGUACAGCUUGAGUCUCGACGGGUUUGGAUGGCUUCUUCCAUACAUAGGGGUGAAGAAGAAGUAAUGCUAGGAGUUCACAAAGUGCUAAACCAAGUGCAUCCUGACAUAGUCACCAUUGUUGUUCCUCGUAAUCCACAGCAUGGACAAGAGAUUGCACAGGAACUGCAGAAAGAGGGAGUGAGUGUAGCACUAAGGUCUCGUGAUGACAAGCUUAUGCCUGGAACAAAUAUAUACGUGGUGGACACAUUAGGCGAACUAAGAUAUUUUUACAGGUUAACACCAAUUGCUGUUAUUGGAGGUUCUUUCUUUCCUGAUUUAACUGGUCAUAACAUUUCAGAAGCAGCUGCAGCUGGGUGUGCUGUUUUGACCGGUCAUCAUGUUGGGCAUUUCGCCCAUAUGGUACAAGAAAUGAAACGGUUAAAUCCUCAGUCAGUUCUCCAGGUUUCAGGGAAACUAGAGCUUGAAAAAGCUCUUGGUGAACUCUUCAGGAACUCGACAGUUCUGGAAGCACGUCGUGCAGCAGGAAGACAAGCAUUUCAUGCUUUGUCAAGGGGGGUUAUUGAAAAUGUUUGGAAUCUAUUACAUUCCCAUGUUUUCAGAAAAUCUCUAUGUUAGGAAAGUUGCCACCUACAGAGCUAAAGACCUCAAAUCCGGGUGGCGACUCUUUCAUUUUCAAAAAUACAUUUUUGGGCCACCGAGAAUCCGGGGCGGGUAGCCCACACUUAUCAUCCACAGACAAAUGGACAGGCCGAGCUUGCUAAUCGGGAGGCGACGACUAUAUGUUUGACAAAGAGAGGGAGGGAGACAUAAGGUGUGGAUCCAAGGGCAUUUUUUGCAAUGGUACUGCAGAGCAUUGGAUCUUGCGGGCCUACCGACGUUGCAAUUAGGGCUGUCAAACAGAUGGAGGGAUGCAAUGCGAAUUAUGUAGUUUAGUAUCUGAGUAAAGUGCCAUAGGUCCGUGCCUCAAUCAUGUACUUCUUGUUUUAGUCUAAUGCUUGGUCCUUAGAGCUACUUUUUGCCUUAAUUACCUGAUGCUGGCUUUUGGGUCUUUAAGAGAGGAAAUUUUAGCAACCUGCAUUUUUCAACCAGGACAAAAAUUGACAAAGAAAUUUGUGUUGAUAUAUAUUUUUCCUCUUCACAGUUGACUGGCAUCUAUUCCAUUGUUUAGGUUCUUAACUGAUGAUAUGUGACAAAAUGGUGGGAAAUUUUGGAUUCAUUUUGGGGUCAAAUGAGACACAGAGAGCGUGAUGUAAAUGCUGCCCUAUGGGUAAUAGUUUCUUUGUUUGGCGUUUUCUAACUCUUUGCAAGACAAGCUACUGAUUUCUUUCCCUUUGCUCUCUCCAGAAGAAAGGAUAGCUGAAGGAAUUAGUUCCGUAUACCACUGAUAUGAAGAGAAUUUCUUUAACGGUUUGAGUUCUAGUUCUGCAAUUGCGAAAUGCCUUGAUGCAUUUGCAGUGGUAUGGAUCCAUUGGAUUCAUAGAUUGAUUCAAAAAAAUUCUCGCAACUUUUUUCACAGAUUCUUCCUCUUUUGUGAAACAAAAAAUGGUGAAAUGACUGUUCUUAGGUAACUGUUGGCACCCCCAAUACUCUGUCUUGCGUACAUACCCACCUUGUUUUCAAAUUUGGGUCACGUGAAAAUACAAUGAAAAAGAAAUAGUCAUUGCUCCGAAACAUCCUUUUGUGUUUGCUGAUACUUUGAUGUAUGAAUGGAUACAACGUUUGGAGCUCUUCAAGGGAUUGCUUUACAUGGAUAUCUCCUUUUGCUAUUUUUCUGCAUGUAUUAAAGUGAAUUCAAUAGUUUUUCUCUGGUAAAUUGUUUUUUGUUCAGUAUGAGAAAGAGGACAUGAGAUCUGUG